AAAGUGCUGGGAUUACAGGCAUGAGCCACUGCGUCCAGCCAAGAAAACAGUUUUACUGAAAUGCUGUAUAGCACGUGUGGACUAGUGUGAGGACAUAGAGCUUCUAGGAGUAGCAGAAACAGGAGAGUUUGCACCCACUCUGGGCUCUUCUCCACCAGUGUUCACUGGAGGCUUGUGGUUAAGAAUGGGGCAGAGCAGAGACCAGAAAGCUUUUACCGUGGUGCAGACCUGGAAGAAGAGAUGGCUGCUCCGGCUGGAUCCUGUCUAGAUCCUUCUCUCUAGCAGUAUAAAAACCUUAAACCACUGGAAUAUGGACAGCAAAUCCUGUCACUCUGGGCACCGGUGAAAAUCUGUUUCAGCUGGGGAUAGAGAAAAGGAUGGCGUCCCAUGCAGAGUCCCGUCCUCUGGGAGUGUUUGAGUGUGAACUCUGUACCUUGACAGCUCCGUACAGCUAUGUGGGACAGAAGCCCCCCAACACCCAGUCGAUGCCUCCUGGAGGAAAGCUAUGUCAUGAAGGAUCCCUUCACCUCCGACAAGGACAGAUUCCUGGUCCUCGGCUCGCGCUGCAGUUUGUGCAGCAGGCUGGUGUGUGUGGGCCCGGUGGGAAUGCAGUUUAUUCUACUCUAAGAGAUUCUGCCUCCCUUGUGUCCAGGAGAACAUCAGUGCUUUUCCUCAGGAAAUUCGGCAAGACUUGGAGAAAAGGAAAGUUCCAUCAAAGAGGACCCCCAGCCAGCCCGGUUCUCGGACGUGAGUGCAGCCGGGGCUGGGUCAUCAGGCAGCACCCUGCACAGAGCUCCUGGGCCAGCCUGCGCCAGGGAUGCUGCUGAGCUGGGAGCUGCCAUGCCUGGCCUUGUUUCUGGACCAUUGGGAGCAGCACUGCAGCCCAGAAGAGCUGGAGUCCAGCUUGGAGCAGCCACAGGCCCAGGGAGCUGUAGCAAGAGGGUAGCCCAAAGGCAGACACCAGACAGGACAUAGCCAGGAACCCGGCCAGGUGCCCCCACAUGCCCCUCAGGGCCCAGGCCUGAGUGAGUGCUGCUCAGAUGUGACUGAGAGAGAUGACCUCCUUCAGCGGGGCAGCUCCUAAGAGGCCGCGUGCAGGUGCAUGUGGGGGAGAUGCCACACUGUGUCAGGGCCAUGGUGCACUGUAGGUGGCUGCAGUGGUCUCUCUGUAAGGAAAAUCACUGACAGCAGCUGCCUUCUGGAGCCAGUCUGGAAGGUCUAGGGGGGGAUAGAAUUUUUACUUCAUAUCCUUAAUGUGGUGCUUGGAAAAUGUUUUGAACUUUGACCAUGUAUUAUGUUUAUAAUUAAAAACCCAAAGAACCAGCUCAUGUUUGGAAAAGGAAUCUUCCCCUGAGGCAUUUGGGUACCCGACAUUCUCCCUGGGCACUUGGCCCGGCAAUGGUUGGAGUCUCCUGGGAAGCUGAGUGCUGGCUUCUAGACUCUCCAGUUCCCUCAGGCGCUGGCUUUGGCUCGGGCCCCUCUGUUCUGUCUCCCUCAACUCCAAGUCAGGAAUGCCGUGGGCUUCCUGCCCUCACCCCACACCUCAAGACCGUCCCGCUGCCUGCCUGCUUGCCCCCUGCCAUCUCAAACUCAGCCCUGGGUGCCUGCGAAGCCUGGCCCCACUGCCUGCUGGGGGUUCCUGCAGCACCCCCUACUCCAGGCUCCCCAUCUCCCUGAAGCUUCCAGGGUAGCAGCUGGUGGGACACUGAUCUGUGAGCUCUGGAAUGUCUGCUUGGAGUUCUGAGAGGCAGGAACUGCUCUGUAACUACUCAAGGCCAACUAUCACAGAAAGGAAUGAAUAGAGUUUUUACUGACGUGUGCA
Molecule: messenger RNA, 1822 nt
Organism: Nomascus leucogenys (northern white-cheeked gibbon)
Lineage: Eukaryota; Metazoa; Chordata; Mammalia; Primates; Hylobatidae
Gene: CDPF1
Product: cysteine rich DPF motif domain containing 1
Exons: 4
Coding region: 378-827 (149 amino acids)
Source: RefSeq, a predicted model, not a curated record